This is a messenger RNA of Ilex paraguariensis (yerba mate), 2095 nucleotides long. Lineage: Eukaryota; Viridiplantae; Streptophyta; Magnoliopsida; Aquifoliales; Aquifoliaceae. The record is from the annotation of a GenBank genome assembly.
UUUGCGGGAAAAAAAACUGCAGGCAAACGGCGUCGUUGCACAUGAAUUUGUGACGCAUAAACUGACAUAAAAGAAAUGAUAACCGAAAUACAAGAUGGGGGUCUUCCUCUCUGUCUCUGACACAAGAUUGAGAAGGAUUUGAGUAUUUGGAACCGAAGAAAUAAUGCUUCUCUGAACGAUAUCACUCAGUCCGAUCUGUACCCACUUGCCCAUUUCUCUCCUCAAUCUCAUUCAAUUAAAUUAUCCCUGGUAUUCUUCGUUUUCAGUCACAUGGGCUGAAGAAUGGGUAACUAAUGGCGGUAGCAGAAGCAAGGGCUGCUUGGCAGAGAACAGCUAAUCGAUGCUUCGUCCAAGAAGAUGCCAAAAGAGCUCCAAAAUUAGCUUGCUGCCCUUCCGCAUCUCCAUCAUCCAAACAGGUUGAUGCAGGAGGUGCAAGUGCAGCAGAUGGGCAAGAUACUCCUACCACGGGUUUCCUUCCCCCUGACAAGAAACCUUCAUAUUCUAAUCUCUCCCCGGAAUCUAGGUGGUGGCUCCAGAUUCAUCCUGAUUAUGGGUACCAAAGGGGUUUAACAAAUGAAACUGGCAAAGUUAGCAAUGUCUGCAUGCAGAAUGAGGAUGAUGGUGGAGAUUCUGAUGACAACAUGAAUGCUGAACUCUUCCUUGACAAUCAUUGUAGAAGCUCUGCAACUUGUAUGAAAAAAGAUUCCAGGGUCAGAAAGCGAGAGCAAAAGGAUGUGAACACUAAGAUUUCCCAAGAUCCUCUUGAGCUUCCGGACAUGGACGAAUCCUUUGUACUAAUGGAAAUGGAUUCUGUUGGUUGCUCAGUUUCCAAACAACCCGAUGUGUUUUCUAUGGAUCCUGAUUGUACUUGGAUUGGGGGUGCCAAAACUGAACCAUGGUGGCGCACAGCAGAUAGGGAUGAAUUGGCUUUGUUGGUUGCACAGAGAUCAUUUGACCUUAUUGAGAAUUGUGAUCUUCCUCAGCCUCAGAACACAAGUGUUAAGAGGGACCCAUAUGCGCAUUUUUGGUGUUCUGAUUCUAAAGAGACUUUUUCCUCUCCCAUAUGUGGGAAGCUCCAAUCUGGUGGUCAUCCCAACCAAACUGUUCAUACAUGGGGCAAUCUCUGUUCAUGGAGUGCAUAUGGAAAACCAUUGGCCUCAGUUGAAGGGCAUUCACAAUCUGGUACUGAGAGACCCAUCAGUGAAUGCACAGCCGACAAAGCUGUGACUGAAACACAGAUGUCAGAGAGCGAUCCUAGCAGAGCUCAGCUAUUGGAAGCACUUCGCCAUUCUCAAACACGUGCAAGGGAAGCUGAGAAUGCAGCAACGAAAGCCUAUGCAGAGAAAGAACAUGUUGUCAAGCUCUUUUUCAGACAAGCAUCAUACCUCUUUGCCUAUAAGCAGUGGUUCCAACUUCUGCGGCUAGAAAAUCUAUACUUCCAGAUCAAGAACAAUAGAAGCCAGCCGAUAUCCACUAUAUUUCCAGUGGUGUUACCAUGGAUGCCUCUUAAAACUAGAAAAAUGCGGAGGAGCUGGCAGAAAGCUGCCAAGGGAAGACGAGCCCAGUGUGACCGUCCUAGAUGUGAUAUUAGCAAAUAUGCUAUUGUUUUUGCAUUGGGGUUGGGUAUUGUUGGUGCCGGUUUGCUCUUGGGGUGGACCGUGGGGUGGAUGUUGCCGAUCAUCUAAGCUUUCUAGAUGUUAUAUCUAAAUUUUCUGCUUGAUGUGAAGAUUGUAUUGAGGGGAGAGUUGAGUAGCUGUGUAUUUCAUUAGUUCUUGAAUUUAUGCAUAUAUUUAGAUCCCUUAGUUUUUUUUUUCCUAGUCCAUCUUAGUUUUUGUACUUCCAUGAGUUUCUCUUCUUGUACAAAUGGCAAGGUAUGUUGUUUUGUGUAUAUAUUUGAUGCAGACUGGGUCUGAUCUGAUUGCUGUUUGGCUAACCUUAUGCUGCCUUUUGUUUCUAUCUCUGUCGGAAGUGUUCUUCCUCACCCAGAAAUUUUUCCUCGCCCGUAGCGUAGUUUUUAAGGUCUAAUAGUUGUUGCAUUCUGCAGUGUGAUGUUGAGAUGUUCUACGUUGGUGCUCAUCUUGUAGAAGAAACUUUU